AAAGUAAUAGUUAAAAAUAAUAGGAUGGAUUUUGCUAUUGUGCAUUUUCAAACCGAAAAUUCUGUUGCUGUUGUGCCAUCAAUUUGGAUUGCAGGAGAAUCCAACUUAUGUUACUGGCCACCUUAUCGUGCAUCUAGAUUAGAAACAGCAGUCAAAGAAAGAGAAAAAUCAACAGUUAACUGGGAGUGCAUUGAUAAUGUGCGCGUGUUGCAUUUUUAUGAAUCUUUUUUAAACGAUGUUGGUGCAAUUCCCUCACCUGCUUUCCCCCUCCAGUUACAGGCAAACAAAGAUAUAAAUAGGAAAAGAAAAUCUACUAGUACCAUGGCUACUUCGAGUGAUUUUUUUUUAAAAACAUUAAACGUCCCGGCUUUAGUAGAAAAAGCAGCCUGCAGCAGCAAAACACCUGGGUAUAAAACUAUAUCAGCAGAAGCAAGCAUGUGUUUUUGUUUUAAUUUUUUAUUUUAUGGUUGAUUGUGCAAAUUUUCAAAUAAGGUUUAAUAAAAUUAUUGAAGACACUAUUUAUUGUAUUCAGAUUUUAGCUUAAUGUCUUUUUUCUAACAAUAGCUGUUUCAAAUUCAGCACUAAAAUUAGUUUUGGAUAAACUUGCAACAAUGCAGCAAGAAAUUUUGCAUAUUUCGCAAGAGCAGCAAAAUAUGUUUAAUGCUUUUCAAAAAAUGGUUGCUGUAAAGAAGCGUGAACUUCCAGAGUGCAUAGAAUUACCAAUUAAAACUUUACUAGAGCUCAAAAGUUUAGAAAAAAAUCUAGAUAACAAGGAUUUAGCUCAAGCUGUUAGUAAUCACUUGGGAAUGAGAGGAGGGAAAGAUGUCAGUGACACCACAAGACGCAUUUUAGAAAAAGUUUUUAGUAAUGAUCUGGCUAAGAAACUUAAUUGGGCAGGGCGAUGUAAUAAAACUGGAGUGAAAGAUUUAAAAAUCGUAUCUUGUAUAAAAGCUGCUGUGCAAAUUAAUAAGUCUUUUGACGCAAAUGAAGUCAGUAUUGAAAAUGUUGUUAAAUCAUAGUUAAAGUAUGCCGGGGAUCGUGAAGGUGGAAGGGAUGCUUCUGAUAGAGUUAAAUGGAAGGAAUUGUCUAUUUAUCAAGAUAAUGUCAUGGAUAAUGAUGAUGAAGGUGGUGAUGAUAACUGAUUUGUAUAACUACUUGCCUAAUAUAAUUUAAAUACUUGUUUGUUGAAUGUAUGAUUUUCUUACAAAGAAAGACUUUUUUGACUGAA
This is a messenger RNA of Hydra vulgaris (swiftwater hydra), 1228 nucleotides long. The record is from RefSeq and is a predicted model, not a curated record. Lineage: Eukaryota; Metazoa; Cnidaria; Hydrozoa; Anthoathecata; Hydridae.